Perca flavescens (yellow perch) is the source of this 1981-nucleotide messenger RNA. RefSeq names its product family with sequence similarity 177 member A1 (gene fam177a1a). The transcript is spliced from 5 exons. The record is from RefSeq and is a predicted model, not a curated record. The coding region runs from base 55 to 702 and encodes 215 amino acids. NCBI's taxonomy places the organism in Eukaryota, Metazoa, Chordata, Actinopteri, Perciformes, Percidae.
GUGCUAGCAGUAACCAGACAACCAGAUCGUGAUGAGGUGGAAGAAGUGACUGUGAUGGCAGAUUUGUCGUUGUAUUUAACUAAUGUCAAUGUUUCACUGGGACAAACUAUGGAAAAUGAUAAGAGGACAGGAGCGGCGACAGACUUUGAGACGGUGGAAAUGGGUGACUCUGAGGGGAGGCAUGGGAGGGUGAAGGUUCCCCGCAGGACCAUCUUCUUUGCCAGUGGAGAGACCAUGGAGGAGUACAGCACCGAUGAAGAGGAGGAAGUGGAGGAGCCUGUCAAGAGAGAUGUCAUCACUGUAGAUCAGUCCAAACUGACCUGGGGUCCAUAUUUCUGGUUCCACAUGUGGAGAAUGGGCACCUCCACUAUCUCAGUGUGUGACUACAUGGGAGAGAAACUGGCCUCUCUGUUCGGCAUCACUACUCCUAAAUACCAGUAUGCUAUCGAUGAAUACUAUCGUAUAAAAAAAGAGGAGGAGGAGGAAGAGGAGGAGAACCAUCUGGCUGAGACGGCGGAGCGAAGGUUUGCGGAGCAAAGAAGAGGUGAGCAGGAUGAUCCUCGCGAUGAUCCUCAUCCUGCUACUGUGGAGCAGCCAGAAGCGUCUGGAGCCUCCUUUGUAAACAUUAGCUUUGAGCUCAAACCUGAACCUCCUCUCCACACUGCAGACACCAACAGAGUCCCUUCUUCCCUCCCUUCCUGAAAACUGAUACUCGCAGACAAACCACUAAUAGGCACACAUUUUGAUCCAUUGGCAAAACCUUAAAUUAACUAAGCUGCGUAGAUUAAUGAUACUCUUAUUUUUCUAUGCUUUUAUUUUAAAAAGAGAUCUUAGUAUACAGUGCAGGGACAAACUUAAAGGGCUGUGGAAGUGACUGCGUUUGCCUUAUCUGUGAAUGUAAAUGUGUGUAUAGUUUAAAAUAAUAUGCAAGACCGAGAGAGACUCAUUUAACUAUUUGUUGACCAGAAUGGGACUGGGCUCAACUCCCUUUGAAUUGGAAUCAGUUGAAAGUAAAAUAAAUGCUGGGUGUUAAUCUUAUUGAGACAUAGUCAGUUUCGAUUUCACCACGAUAUCCAAGUAUCUGUGCUUGAUCUUGGUACAGUACUUGGGUCUGUAUUGUAUCACAGUCUUCUAUAGUGCAAGUGAAUGAGCUCACAGCUAUCAGCUGUCCUCUAUCAGCCAUAGUACUACAGGUCAUUGUGCAUAGCGUAUUGAUAGACUUGAAAAACCUCCUGUGCACGACAGUGUCUUUUAAGAUGAAGUUUGCUACAUCACAGCACCGCUCGGAUGUUGUUGUGCAGGUUGAUUUAUGCAAAUGAAAUUUAAAGCCGGGCAAGAAGCAGCAGUUGGUUGUUCAAAUUGACUUCACUACUAACCUCAAAGAAAAUAAUCUGCUUUCUUUCUUAAAUCGGUUGACUAACAGAAACAACUUGUAGUGCAAAUUGUUAUCUGUAGGAAAUGCCCAAAGUGCAAAUUGUUAGCCAAUUUGGAUUAAAUAAUAAUUUAAAUCUUUUACAAUCUGCUAGUGCACAAAUGUAUUGGUGACUAAAGGCAUGAAAAGUUGCACACGUACAGUGCUACUGUCUCCAUGUGUGUGUUGAGGGUUCAUUCUUCAAGUGUCCUUUUGGAAGCGUUUGAUAUGAGUGUUUAGCUGCGCAGCAGGCGUUCUGCAGAGACUGAGCUAUCAUAAGCUUCUUAGUGAUUAUUUGUAUCCACUGACAUGGUUGUGUGGUGACAGGCCUCAAAUCUCAGAGCAGCCGUGUUUAGACAGGAGCGGCGCAGAUGCAGAGAAAUGACAAACACCUCUUUGGAAAAUGAGAUUUUUUAAAUGGGCUUUAAAGAUGUAAUGAAAGUGAAAUCCCAACAAAUCCGACUAUAAGUAUGUUAAUAACACUUGGUGGUCUUUUACUAGUCAAAGGAUCUGAUUUACGCUUUUUUAUUUGUAAAGGGACAAUAUAUGCAAAUGUUAUUUUAACAAACC